UCUUUUUUUAUUUUAUUUUAUAAAUGUGGCUUGCAAAAUGUCAGCACAUCUCACACUAAACAAAUGAGGAACGCACCCCCACGCUCUGGUGGUGUCUCUCUUUAAAUCCUCCGUGCGGAAACAACAUCCUCGUCCUCGGUUAGCGCCCGCUGGCUGUCAUUCGUCCGAGGCGAGCCAGCCGGUGCUAUCGUGGCGCUGGCAGAGUGGAGCAGCGAGAGCCGCAUGUAAAUGAACACCUUCUGCCUCCGUGUUGUUGUCACCUGAGGAUCCAGAGGGGCACACUGACCGUCUCGUCCCCGUCAUCGGCGAGCUGACCUUAAACGUCUCGUGUGGAGAUAUACAUAAAAAAUAUAAAAAAGAAGAAGAAGGUUAAACUGCACUACUUUGGAGCAAACGCUGUCCGCUAAUCUCUUCCGUGCGGCGCCGCCGUUUCUCACCACAACACGGAGAGUGCCUCUCUGCCGACCCCUGCUGACCAUGCGGAGUGUGUGUGCGGUGGUCCUGGCGCUCGCCGCUGCCGCCCUCAGCUCGGCCGACUCAGACACGCACAGACUGAGACAUGACUCCAACCUGGAGAUCUACAAGCGGCUGUUUGAGACUAAGAGGAAAGAUCAACUCAACGCCCUCAAGAAUCUGGUCGAGCUGAACGACAUCAACCAGCAGUACAAGAUCAUAGACAUCAUGCUCAAAGGACUCUUCAAGGUGUUGGAGGACUCGAGACAAAUCCUGGUUGCGGCCAACAUGCAGCCUGAUGACCCCUUCCCAAUGGACGAUAAGAUCAAAGAAGCUUAUUCCCAUGUGGUGGAGAACACAGCAUUUUUUGGCGACGUGGCGUUGCGUUUCCCACGUAUCGUCCACCACUACUACGACCGGAACAAUGACUGGGACGGUCUGCUGCGCUGGGGGCUGAAUUUCUGUAACCAGACGGGGGUUUUCACCGGAGGAGCCCACCAACAUGUCCUCACACUUAUGUCACAGGAGCUGGGAAUAAUGGAGAAAUCCCCAGACUUUAUAAACCCAUACCGCACAGAGAGAGACGAUGUGCUUCACACUGCCGAGGCUUUCCAGAAGAUCCUGAGGGAGGAAGAGAAGAGGAGGAGGAAAGAAGAGAAAAGGAAAGAAAUCAGGAAAGGUCCUCGCAUCUCCCGCUCCCGCACCGAGCUAUAGCGCUACAGCGCGGCGCAUGUGGAGAGCAGAGAAGAGGGUCAAGGAGCACACGCACAGUCCACAAGUGGUGGCUUGACUUGUAGACUCCUGUCGACAGUGAAGGAAAUAAAAGCUGUCCUCACAAAAGCCAGGUGCUCUGUUGAAAACAAGAGAGGGAACCCUCAAGGUGACACAAAAAGGGGAUAGUGGAGGUUAGUCAGUUUCUGGCUUGAAUCGCUGUACAUCUACAGUGAUUCAUAAUUGGAAAAUCUAACGUAUAGGAGGUAAAAGAUGUCUCUGGAAUAGGAGUUGAUAAGGGAAACUCAUUUUUGAUAACCUGAGGGUAACAACACUGUACUUUGGAAUAUAAUUCAUAUUAGUAUAAUCUUU
Perca flavescens (yellow perch) is the source of this 1536-nucleotide messenger RNA. It is a transcript of the gene ccdc134, whose product is annotated as coiled-coil domain containing 134. The record is from RefSeq and is a predicted model, not a curated record. Bases 478 to 1167 code for a protein of 229 amino acids. NCBI's taxonomy places the organism in Eukaryota, Metazoa, Chordata, Actinopteri, Perciformes, Percidae. The transcript is spliced from 7 exons.